Molecule: messenger RNA, 1098 nt
Organism: Nicotiana tabacum (common tobacco)
Lineage: Eukaryota; Viridiplantae; Streptophyta; Magnoliopsida; Solanales; Solanaceae
Source: RefSeq, a predicted model, not a curated record
AUGGGUUCUUCUUCUCAAAAGUGGGUUAUCGGGUUACUUCUUUUCUUGAGCAUUUUCUUGGAACUAAGUGCCAUCACUUUAGGUGAUGACAAGCUUGAAGAGUCGAGGUGGGGUAAUGAUAAUGGUUGUGGAUAUGGUAGGAGAGGUUGUGGGGGAUAUGGUGGACGCGGUGGACGUGGGGGAUGGGGAGGACGCGGUGGUCCAGGUUUUGGUGGUGGUAGAGGUGCAGGUGGAGGGUUUGGAGGCGGAGCUGGAGGCGGUGGUGGACUAGGUGGAGGAGGAGGGUUAGGGGGUGGUGGAGGAGCUGGUGGAGGUCUUGGCGGAGGAGCUGGAGGAGGUCUUGGAGGAGGAGCUGGAGGUGGACUAGGUGGAGGAGGAGGAGGAGGAUUAGGGGGUGGUGGAGGUAGAGGAGUUGGUGGUGGAGCAGGUAGUGGAGGAGGGUUUGGAGCUGGUGGUGGUGUUGGUGGUGGUGCUGGCACUGGAGGCGGUGUUGGAGGAGGUGGUGGCUUCGGUGGUGGUGGAGGAGGAGGUGUUGGUGGAGGGUCAGGUCAUGGCGGUGGAUUUGGAGCUGGAGGAGGUGUAGGAGGUGGUGCAGGAGGAGGACUUGGUGGUGGAGCUGGUGGAGGUGGAGGUAGUGGUGGUGGGGGAGGUAUAGGUGGUGGUUCUGGACAUGGAGGAGGAUUUGGAGCUGGAGGUGGUGUUGGUGGUGGUGUUGGAGGAGGAGCUGCAGGAGGAGGUGGUGGUGGAGGAGGCGGUGGUGGUGGUGGUGGAGGAGGUGGUCUUGGAGGAGGCUCAGGACAUGGUGGUGGAUUUGGAGCAGGCGGUGGAGUUGGAGGUGGUGCCGCUGGAGGAGUAGGAGGUGGAGGUGGAUUUGGAGGUGGUGGUGGAGGUGGUGGAGCAGGUGGAGGAUUAGGAGGAGGAGCUGGUGGAGGUGGAGGAUUAGGUGGCGGACAUGGUGGAGGAUUAGGAGGCGGACAUGGCGGAGGAUUUGGAGUUGGAGUUGGGAUUGGCAUAGGAGUUGGUGUUGGUACUGGAGCUGGAAAAGGUGUGGGUGUAGGAAGUGGAUCUGGCAGUGGUGGUGGCGGCAAUGGCCGCUGA